Molecule: messenger RNA, 702 nt
Organism: Phragmites australis (common reed)
Lineage: Eukaryota; Viridiplantae; Streptophyta; Magnoliopsida; Poales; Poaceae
Product: auxin-responsive protein SAUR36-like
Exons: 1
Coding region: 9-551 (180 amino acids)
Biological process (GO): response to auxin
Source: RefSeq, a predicted model, not a curated record
AUAUAUUCAUGGUCAAGUGUCCUCCAAACACCAUCACUUGCAGCAUCACAAACAAAGCAUUGCAAACUCAAUUCAGAGCUCUCCAGCUUCCAGCCAGAGAGAAGAAAGAACUGACCAUGAUCAGUGCCAAGAGGAUUGCUCAGCUGGCCAAGAAGUGGCAGAGGAUGGUAGCACUUGGGAGGAAGAGGCUCAAUUGGGGAACGGCAAAGGAAACCGAUGAGUGCUGCGCCUCUGUGGCGGGCAAGGGCUACUGCGUGAUGUACACUACCGACAGGAAGCGGUACGAGGUUCCACUGGCGUACCUCUGCACACCCGUCUUCGGGGAGCUCCUGCGGAUGUCCCAGGAGGAAUUUGGCUUCGCAAGUGAUGGGCGGAUCACGCUCCCUUGUGAUGCUGCAACCAUGGAGUACGCCAUGUGCCUGCUCAGAAGAAGCAUCUCUGCAGAGGUAGAGAAGGCAUUCCUGAGCACCAUGGCAGUGCCAUGCCACUAUGCAAGCUGUGUGGAACCAUCUGUAGGGGUUAGUCAGCAGGUUGCUGUUUGCAGCUCCUAAAUGUAUGUAAAGUAGAUCGGUAUAGGAUGUAGGAAACAGAAACUGCUCUCAGAGCCCUUUGAUCCUGUGAGCAAUCAAGGAAGAUGGCAAAGUAGCAAGUUAGAGCCAUUAUCCUUGUUCUUUGUAAAUAUGCUUCACUGUAUUGAUAAAU